AUGGCCGAGCACCACAACCGCCUCGAGCCAUUCCUCCUUCUCGCCCGCGCCACAAAGGGCGCGGCCGCGGCCAAGGUGGUCAUGGACGCGACCGCUGCCAACGGCGUCUAUACCUUCUCUGAGCUCAUGGACCUCCCCAACAUCAAGGAGCUUGAGAGCGACCCAGCGCUCAAGAAGCACCACACGCUGCUGACCCUCUUUGCCUACGGCACCCUCGCCGACUAUGCUGCUGCCCCCGACAACUACCCUCCCCUCACACCCACGCAACAAGAGAAGCUCAAGCACCUGACACUCGUCUCACUUGCCCUCAAGCACCGCCGUCUUCCCUACGCCCAGCUGUCCGCGGCGCUACAGGUCGGGUCUACGCGCGAGCUCGAGGGCCUGAUCAUCGAUGUCAUCUACGCCGACCUCCUGGGCGGCAAGAUGCACCACCACGAGCAGGUCUUCCACGUCGACUGGGUCAACGGCCGCGACCUGUCCAAGUCGGACCUCGUCGAGGUCAAGACCGGCCUGGAGACGUGGUGCAAGAACACUGAGACGCUCCUCGCCGCGCUGGACCAGCAGAUCGCGGAUGUCCGUGCCAAGACCAUGCGCGAGGCCGAGGACCAGGCGGUCUACCAGAAGAAGCAGGACGAGGCCUUCCUCUUUGCGCGUGAACAGGUGGCGAACCGUUCAAAGGGCAAGGACAAGGCCGCCGAAUCGCUCGAGAGGUUCCUCGGCAGCCACGCCGACUACGAGGACGAGGGAACCGACGUGCCAAUGUACGAGCCGCGUGGCAUGCCCAGGCCCAGCCGCAGCAUGGAGUCGAUAGAUGAGCUCUCGAACCAGAGGGCCAAGAAGCGCGCCAAGGACUAG
This is a messenger RNA of Apiotrichum porosum, 855 nucleotides long. RefSeq lists its product as uncharacterized. Bases 1 to 855 code for a protein of 284 amino acids. Gene Ontology annotation, cellular component: COP9 signalosome. NCBI's taxonomy places the organism in Eukaryota, Fungi, Basidiomycota, Tremellomycetes, Trichosporonales, Trichosporonaceae. The record is from RefSeq and is a predicted model, not a curated record. The transcript has 6 exons.